Symbiodinium sp. CCMP2456 is the source of this 2043-nucleotide messenger RNA. Lineage: Eukaryota; Dinophyceae; Suessiales; Symbiodiniaceae. The record is from the annotation of a GenBank genome assembly.
AUGACCGACUUUUCGAGAAGCAGGCAUGCGACGCGGGUCCUUACGAAGUUGCGCCUGGGGCGCUGGAGAAAAGUUCAGGAGGUCUUUGAGGAAAUGCUGCUCUCGCAGACGGAAGUCAAUGUGAUCCACUGCAGUGCUGCGAUCUCAGCGUUGUCUGCGCAAUGGCCCUUGGCAUUAUUUUUCCUCGAGCUGGCCGGAGCCCUUGCAUCGGCCCAGGGCGAUGUUGACAGCGUCAGCUUUAAUGCCAUGCUGGGUGUGUAUGCCAAGAACUCGAUGUGGCAGGCGGCCCUGGUGGCCCUGGACUUGUGCAAGGAACAAAAUGUUGACGUCGACGUCGUCGGAUUCAGCGCAGCCAUGCGUGCAUCUGAGCAGGCUAGCUGCUGGAUCGUUGCACUGGCAAUCCUCGAAGAGAUGUUCGCUUGUAUGACGAGACCCAACGCAGUCACCUACGGCACGCUCGUCAGUGCCUGUGGCAAGGCCGCAGAGUGGGCUGCAGCCUUUGCAUGCUUGGACAUACCACGCAUGCGAUCUUGGGAGCCCGGGCCCAACCUCAUCACCUUGAAUGCGGCGAUUACGUCUUGUGACAGAGGCUUGCAGUGGCAAGCGGCCUUGGACUUGACAUCAUGGCUUGGCAGCCACUCUGCCAAGCCAGAUGAUGUUACCUUGCGAGCUUCCAUGAGUGCAUGCCAGAAGGUUGGUCGAUGGUCCCACAUCCUUUCCUUGCGACAGCGAGGAGUUGAAGAAGGUUUGAAACUUGGGGAGAUUGGCUGUCGCUCGGCCAUCGAUGCUUGCAGCGCCCGUGCGUGGCGAUUGGCCUUGGGGCUCUUUGCUGGCUCGCUCGCCGCGAGGCUUCAUGGGCUCCAUGCGUCUGGUGCUUCCGGACUAGAGCACUCAGUGCACUUGGGUACAUCCAUGGCAUUGAGUGCCCUUAUCUCGGACCAGUUGCCAUGGCGGACGGUUGUGGACUUGCUGCAAAGUUUGUGCCGCAGUGCCGUCCGGCUGAACGACGUCUGUGUCAACUCGGGCGUGAGCACCUAUGCACCUCACCGUUGGGACGUGGCCUUGCAAGUGGUCCGAGAGCAGAAGUUCAACAGUUUCAAUUGGAAUGCUGUUAUUGCGGCAUGCCAGAGAGCCAGCCAGUGGCAGCGCGGCUGCUGGAUGCUUCUUGUGCCCGGGAUUGAUGUGGUCGGCUUCAACGCAGCCUUGCAAGAUUUGGAGAAGUGGCGGCACGCCCUAUGCAUCUUCGGUGAGCUGUCCCUGCGCAGCCUUCAGAAAACCGCCAUCAGUGUCAAUUCCUUGGUGGCUACUUGUGAGACGGCCCGGCAGUGGGCUCUGGCGCUGCUUGCUCUGAGCCUGCGAGAGAGCAUGGAGGUGACAGCCGUGUCAUGCAAUGCUGCCCUCAGUGCCUGCGAAAAGAGCAGCUUUUGGGAACACUCCUUGCUGUUGCUCUCGAGUUCGCAGGCCUGGCUGUCCCCAGACGUUUUCAGCUUCAGCGGUGCGAUCAGUGCCUGCGAGAAGGCAUCAACUUGGCAGACGGCGCUCCGCCUCCUGGCCGGCAGCGCCCACUGUCGUGUGCGCGGCAAUGUGAUCUGCGCCAAUGCAGCGACCAGUGCUUGUGAAGGAGCGGGGCAAUGGCGGUUGGCUCUUCUGAGCUUUUGUUGUCUUCGGCAUCAAGCCUUCGAGCCGGACCUUCUAAGCCACAGUGCAGCCAUGAGCGCCAUGGAAAAGGCAGGUAGAUGGCAGCUGCCGACCUUGAUCCUGCGGGAGAUGCCCUGUCGCGGCGUGCAAGCAGACGUCAUAUGUUGUCAAGUGGCUUGGAAUGGAGGUCGCCAUCAGUGCCUGCGAGACAGCGGAAGUUUCGCGGAGCAGGCGACUGUAUGCGUGACUGCACUUGGACAAGAGAGGCCCCCGGGUCCCCUGGCCGCCAUGGCCCUGGACUUGGGCAGAGCGCGGCAUUUUUGGCGCUCGCGAACCAGUGAAGCCCAGAACGACCUGGACUGUCUGGACAAGGAAUGCUUCCUACACUCGGAGCAGAUCUGCUAA